Molecule: messenger RNA, 824 nt
Organism: Amborella trichopoda
Lineage: Eukaryota; Viridiplantae; Streptophyta; Magnoliopsida; Amborellales; Amborellaceae
Product: NADH-ubiquinone oxidoreductase
Cellular component (GO): respiratory chain complex I
Source: RefSeq, a predicted model, not a curated record
UCCUUAAAUGGUUAGUGCCUGGGCUCUAUGCAAACCGCUGCCCUUGUUUUUAACAGGCCUUGCCUUGCAAAACCCGCAUCCUGAGAUCACAUGCCUGAGCGCUAAAUAGAAAAAGGGGGAGAGAGGGGUUGCAGAGGUUAAGUACAUCUUGCAAGAGAGAGAGAGAGAGAGAGAGAGAGAGAGAGGAUGAACACUGAUAUCACUGCAUUGGCGAAGCCGGAGUACCCGGUGGUGGACCGGAAUCCCCCCUUCACAAAGACGGUGGCCAAUUUCAGCACCCUCGACUACCUCCGCCUCACCACCAUCACUGGCGUCUCCGUCACUGUUGGUUACCUCUCAGGGAUUAGACCCAAUAUCAGGGGGCCAUCGAUGGUGACUGGAGGUCUGAUUGGUCUAAUGGGUGGUUUCAUGUAUGCCUACCAGAACUCUGCAGGUCGUCUUAUGGGUUUCUUCCCUAAUGAUGAAGAGGUCGCUCGCUACAAGAAGUAGUCUUGCAAAACCCUAUAAUUUUUGCUGCAGUUUUCAAUUGAGUAAGAGGAGAAAUGUUGUAAACAAGUCUUUGAUGAGCAUGUAUGGUUCAGUGCUAAUAAUUGAUAAUGGGGCUUCUUGGAUUUUCGUUGAUUCUGGUUUUGACUGGGUUAUUUGGUUUGAACUUUGAACUGCUAGAUGCUAGAAUCUCAUCCUUGGAUAAGUGGGAUUUGAUUAUUGGAAUAUAUGUUGUCAUUUGUUCCCCUGAUAAUGUUUGUGCAAUGCUAGUAAGAGAUGAUAAAUUUUGAAAUUGUAAGAUUAUUUUGGCUUAAUGGGGUUUGGUUUUAUAAGAAGGA